Messenger RNA from Sabethes cyaneus, 14892 nucleotides. It is a transcript of the gene Dhc98D, whose product is annotated as dynein axonemal heavy chain 10. Gene Ontology annotation, cellular component: dynein complex. Gene Ontology annotation, molecular function: dynein intermediate chain binding; minus-end-directed microtubule motor activity; ATP hydrolysis activity. The record is from RefSeq and is a predicted model, not a curated record. Gene Ontology annotation, biological process: microtubule-based movement. The transcript has 72 exons. Lineage: Eukaryota; Metazoa; Arthropoda; Insecta; Diptera; Culicidae.
AUGGAUAACCGCUUCCGCUGGGUGCAGGAUCUGCUGCGUCGUUUGCUCGGCGUGAACGAACCACGUUACAUCGAAACGGUCCUGAAUGAGGUCGGCGACGAGCUGGUGGCAUUCUUCGACGAAAACAUCACCGACCGGCGGUUGGAUCAUCGAAGGAUUUUUAUCACUUACCGAACCUUUUACGAUCGGAUGGUGGAGGAAGCGGUAGUGGCCAUGGAACCAGCAGCAGCUCCGACGACCGUGGAACCGGAACUCGUCCAGAAGGAGAAAAAAGGAAAGAAGAGUAGGGGAAAGAAGAAAGCAAAACCGAAGAAGACUAAGAAAGAUAAUGCUGACCAAGAUCACGGUCCGGAAACUGCCCUCGGAGCGGGUGCUUCCGGCGAUAAUGAGCUCAUUGAAGUGACGAAAAUGGUAUCGACAUCAAUUAAGACGCCCAUUGUGCAUAUUUGCUUCGGGCUUAUUCCGGAGGACAAGAUGGAUCCGGAUAUUCGCUAUGUCUACGUGAUUCGACGUUACAGUACUCCUAUUCCGAACUUCCGUACGUUCGAGGAAUAUUGUGCGGAAAUGCCACGCUAUGUGCUAGUGGGUUGCGUCAAAGGAUCCUUGGUUCACAACCUCAAAGACUUGUUGGUGCGAGUUUUUAAGCCGGCAGUAGAACUGCAGUUCCGAGAGCCGAACGUGGAACGCCCGAAACCGGAAAAGGAAGAAACGGAAGAAGACUUAGCUCGCUCGACAAGUCGAGCCAGUAUUGCAUUGAUAGAUUACUCGAAGCCGUCGGACUUUCGGAUGAAAGCGAUCCAAGCUCAGAAGGUGGCACAGCGCGCUUUCGGGGAUGAUUCGCAAAUCGAAAUAGGAAGCGGUCAGUCCCUAAGCGAGACUCCCAGUAGUGAAUCGAACCUCACCCAAACGAAACUGUCGGAAGCGACGAUCGAAAGCGAAACGAUAGUUAAGGAGACAUCAUCGGAAAAGUGGAGUAAUCUGCUGGAAUAUGCCGAUAUGAAAAUUGAAUCUGAUCGAGAGAAACAACGAAACGUACCCGUUAGACAUGGUCCGAUGAAAGAAAAUCUGAUCCAAAACUUGAAUACUUUCACCGAAGUGCUUGACUGGGCGAUAGAUCAUGUGCAGUACGAUUUUGGAAUGCCAACGCAAUACAAUGCGCCUGGCCAGGAGUACAUCACGGUUGACGAGGACAAGUUUAAAAUCAAGGUCGACAUCACCAAAACAACAAUCGAAGAGCUGACCACCCUGCAGCUAGAGGAAAUUGUCGAAGGUUGGUCGCUCUACAUUCGCAAGGUCCUGCGUGAAUCAAUGGAACGGGAACCGGAGGAAAACACUCCGAUGGGAGAGUACAACCUAUGGCUAACGCGUGAGCUCGAGUACAACUCUAUCGUCGAGCAAUUAAAAUCGCCGUUCGUUGUUCAGGUGUUCGAUGCUCUGAAGGAUAACCAAAGUACCGUAAUGCAAGCUUGGCCGACACUGUUUAACAACCUGAAGGAAACCCUUUCGCUGGCCCGGGACAAUGUCGAACAUUUGGCAAUGGUGCAAAAGUACCUGCUGAAAAUCAAAACCGAAGAGGACUUCAACUUCAUCCUGUCCAUAAUACCGAACGUAACGAUCAUACUGCGCCACAUUUGGACCAUGUCGAACUACUACAGCAAGGACCAGAACAUGCUGAUCCUGCUCGGCCAGAUAUCGCACGUGUUUGCAGAGAAAGUUAAAAUACUAAUUAAUGUUGAUACCAUUUUCAAACAUUCGGCAAGCUACGUUUACCGCUGCGCAACCAACUGCGCUGGUAUGCUGCGGGCUUGGAAGCACUCAUACAUGGAAACGCGAGCUUUGAUCGAAAAAUCUGGCAUAGGUUCCCGCUGGGAAUUCGAUCGUAACAUAUUGUUUCGCGAUGUGGACCAUAUGACGCGAAUCAGUCAGGAUGUUGCCAACGUGGCCAAAGUAUUUAUCGAGUUUGAGAAUAUGUUUGACCACAACCUAAAAACUAUGAUCAGCGAUCCGGAACCGGUAGACAAUAUUUUAACAAAGGUUUAUCGGCUCAUCAAUCACAUCAUUUCGGUGGACUACGACAUCUUCGCACCGAGCAACCUGGCAAACUGGGAAGCCACUCUGGAGUACUUCUACAAGGGUGUAGAGCAGGUGGAACAUGAAGCUCGGUUCGCUCUGGAUCAAUGCAUCGGAGCAUUACGGUCAGCCAACUUGGGUCUUCAGUUGAUCAAGAACCUGGGUCAGAUGGAAACCCGGCAAACAUUGGCAAACCAUUUGUCAUCCAAAUACGAAAACAUUACGAAACAAUUCCUGGCGGAAGUAGGGAUGGUUGAACACGAAUUUCUGAAAAACAAAUGCCAUCCGCCACUACAACGAAACCAACCGCGUCACGUUGGUGCGGUGUUUUGGGGACGGUCCCUGCUGGCCUUCAUCCGGAAAUCCAUGUCGACUUUUCGAGAGUUUGAAAGUUUGCCUCGAAUCACCGUUGGGAAUGAAGGAGGAGGAAAUGAAAAAGCUCUUGUUCCCAUCGGUCCCGCCGCAGGAGGAGGUGAUGGACCAAACCUAGCAAAUGAAGAUAGCUUGCAAACUCGGUCAGCUUUCAGUCAGUAUAUCCAACUGGUGAUGAACAUCGAGGAAUACGAGAAGGACAACUUUCAGCAGUUUAUGACUGACGGAACGCGAACCGUAAAUAGCGUCCUGAAACGCAACAUCCUGAAGCUGGAGUUUUGUGAGCCGAUUUACGAACUGACACAACAAAAACAAACCACUCGAACCAGAAAGGAAGCAGCGAAAAGUUCUCGCAAACCUUCGCUUCUGAUGGCUGGCGCCGAUCGGAGCAAGUACGCAAACAUCGCAACCGCCGUACGGUGGCUGGUUAAUCGGUCGGAACCGCAGAAUCCCGAACUGACAUUGGCUCAGAAGCUGGUUCGAGCAUCGCGGAAUACGCCUUCACAGGGCGCUUCGACCGGUUCGGCGGGCUCUACUGGAACGGUCGCCUCUGCUAAAGAGUUCAAAAUACGCCAGGCCCAACUGUUGGUGUCAGCAGUUUCGCAAAAAAAAGUCCCCACUUGGCGCGAAGUGAUCGGCGAUUCGGUGCUCAUCGAAUACAAACUAAAGUUUGCCGUAAAUUUCUCCUACGACAUAUUCGAUACCAUCAGCGAAGGUCAGCAGUUCGAGCACAUGGGAUUCACCCUGGACCCGGCCAUUAGGACUGCCAUUAUGCGAAAGGAUCAACUGUUUACGGAUGUCGAACACGUUACCAAAAUGGUUGACGAUUACAACGAAAUAGUUCUUCGACUUGCCGCACCAGAGAUUCAUUUCCUGCGUGGUCAUCUGUACGAAGUCGAAACCAUCAUUCAAGCCGGAUUAGGCCGAUAUACUUGGCAGUCGUUUAACGUACAAGCAUACUGCGAGCAAUGCCAACAGUUUAUGAAAAGUUUAUCGUCGAUGGUAGCCCAAAUAGGCCACAUCAGCAGUGACAUAAAAUCACGAAUCGAUAAAGUGGAAUCGUUUGCGAUGUUCGAGUUUGAUGCGACGGACGGCAAAGCCGGCAAGGAUAAGCGCUCGGGUUUGGCCGAAUUCGUACUAAAAACGCCAAGUCGUUCCAAAGAUCACCCGUCCCAUCACCACCACCAUGCGCACCAUCACCAUCACUCACAUCACGCUGCUGUCGGCGCUGCCCAAACGGAAGACGACCCUAGCGAGCCGGAUGGUAGCGCGACACGGACCGCCAUCAAGCCGAAAAAACCGAAAAGAGUUUCUAUCUUGGAAAUGCCGCGAGAUGACAGAAUUAAACCUUGCCGGGAGUACUUUCGUGCUCUUGAGCUCGAGCAGAGCGCUAAAACAACCAGAUUGACGAAACUUUACGACUCGAUAGGUCCUAUUCUAAUAAAGUUGGAAAGUUUAGUUCUCGGAACGUUCACCGGUGACUGCCGUGAGAUGCGGUACUACUACAAUUACUGGGAAAAGCAGAUCUUUGCCUGUUUCACGAGAUUUGUUACUAAAAACCUAGAGAAGUUUAUGCAUGACCUACAGCAAGAGCAACCGCUCUUCGAGGUGGAUGCCACCCUGGCAGUGCCGGAAAUACUGAUGAAACCAACAGCAGGAGACGUUUAUUCCAUUGCCAUCAACUCGGUUACAGAUUUUCUGCAGAGACUGAAAUCCUUCCGCCGUUGGAUGGCCGAGACGUGCCUGCCCUGCCCAAACAGCACCGCUGGCGACGAAACGUUUACGUUUACAUUUUUCGAGGACGUCGUUCAGAUUCCAAAAGUUUGCGAUCUUGUUAUAAACUUGCAACAAACCAUUCAGAAUUUAGUGGCCGAUGUUCUGACGUACUUAAAAUGCUGGCAAAAGUACAAAAACCUGUGGAUGUACGAAAAGAUGAGCGUAUGCGAGAAGUUCCUGGCGCAGAACCUGCCCCUGGUCCGACUGGAUGAGAAGUUUAUCUUCUACACUCAGAUUGUGAAUGACCUGGAGCGGCAUCGGCCCUACCAUGACGUCAAAUCGAUUCGGAUUAAUUUGCAGCCGUUAAUUAAGAGCAUUAUCGAUCACGCUGUCGAGUGGCGGAACACGUUGGGUGAAAUCCUCUCCAACCGAACACGAAGGCAAAUGAUUGAGCUGAAUGACCACAUGCAGCACCUCCGCAAGGAACUGGAUCGCAACGUUAAGGAACUAUCGCAUUUCAAGAGUGUCAUGCAGACCAUUAACACAAUCCAGACUACGGCGCUGACGGUGGAGCUGAGAAUACAUGAAAUACAGGAGAUAUAUAACAUCCUGCAGGAGCAUCGCAUUAAGGUCCCCUUCGGUGACAUACUGAUGGCAUACCAGUUGGAGAAACGAUGGCGAAAAUUAUUCAAUUCAGCGCUAUACCGUGCAAACAUACUGCAAUCAACGAAGACAAAGUUUGCCGAGAUGACACAAACCGAGAUCAGUAUAUUCUGCUUUGAACUGAACAAAUUUGUUCAACGCUACAAGAGCGAAGGCCCAGGAACGGUCGGGCUAGAUCUGGACCGGGGAGCACAAUUGAUGAACAGCUAUGGGAAGGAGUUCGAUGCUAUGGAGAAACAACGCGUUGAACUGGAGAACGCGGAAAAACUCUUCGACAUCCCAUUAACGGAUUACAAUGAUUUUUUGCUGUGCAAGCUGGAGUACGAACAAAUGCAAGUGGUCUAUAAAAUGUACCUCAAACAAAAGGUUGCUCGCGAGAAGUGGUCCAGUACACUGUGGGCUAAUCUGAAUCCACAGGCGCUCCUUGAUGGGAUCGAAGGCUUCAUGAAGGAAUACCGCAAGCUGCCUCGUUCGGUACGUCAAACUCCAGUCGGGCAGGCACUGGAUACCAAGAUGAAGCAAUUCAAGUCGUCCAUUCCGCUAAUGCUGAGUCUCAAGGAUGAAGCCCUCCGUGAGCGGCAUUGGCAGCUGCUAAUGGACAAAACCGGUCAGCACUUCGACAUGGCUCCCGACCAGUUUACGUUGGGAAAUAUGUUUGCCAUGGAACUGCACAAAUAUCAGGACAUUGCGGAAGAAAUCAUAAAUAACGCCAUCAAGGAGCUGUCGAUCGAACGGGGCGUCCAGGAGGUGGCGGAUAUCUGGCGGGUGACGUCCUUUAUCAUCAUACCGUACGAAAGCCGUGCCGGCGAUGAACGUGGAAGCCCGGAAUAAUUCGUCCUUGGCGGUGUCGACGACAUAAUGCAAACGCUGGAGGAAAACUCAAUGAAUCUCCAAUCGAUGGCGGCUUCACAAUUUAUUGGCCCAUUCCUGCCGACGGUACAGCGGUGGGAGAAACACUUGACGCUGAUCUCCGAAAUCAUCGACGAGUGGCUUGCCGUCCAGCGGAAGUGGCUCUACCUGGAGGGAAUAUUUAUUGGCGGUGAUAUAAGUGCCCAAUUACCGGAAGAGGCGGAAAAAUUUAACAAGAUCGACGAGGAGUUUCAAGAGAUAAUGGCCAACAGUGCCGCAAAUCCGCUUGUGGUGGAUGUUUGCCUGGUACCGGGACGGCUCGAGGAUUUCCUCCGCCUGGAGUCCGAACUGGAUGGAUGUCAGAAGUCGUUGAACGAUUAUCUGGAGCACAAGAGAAUGCUGUUUCCGAGGUUCUACUUUAUCUCGACGGAGGAGCUUCUAUCCAUUCUCGGCAGCAGCGAGCCCACGUGCGUUCAGGAACACAUAAUCAAGAUGUUCGAUAACAUAAAAUCUUUACGAUUCGCUAAAGAUCGUUCCGACACGCCGAUUGUCACCGCCAUGAUAUCCGCCGAAGGGGAAGUUAUGGAUUUUGAGCAGCAUGUACCAGUUUCGGAACGCGUCGAAAGUUGGAUGACCGAUGUACUAAACGAAAUGCGUUCAACUAAUCGUUUCAUUACCAAGAAAGCUAUCUACUAUUACGGCAAGGAUAGGGAGCGUAGCAGGCCCGACUGGAUUAUGCUAUACCAGGGGAUGGUUUGCCUAGCUGCCAAUCAGGUCUGGUGGACAGCCGAAGUAGAGGAAGUAUUCGCCAAGGUGAAGAAAGGCAAUAAGCGUGCGAUGAAGGAAUACUUGGAAGCGCAAAAUCGCCAACUGGACGAUUUGGUUGUGAAAGUUAGAGCAGACCUUUCACCGAACGAUCGACUAAAGUUUAAAACCAUCGCCACUAUUGAUGUUCACGCGAGAGAUAUCAUUGAAGGAUUUGUACGGGACAGCAUCCUAGACGGUCAGGAGUUUGGAUGGGAGAGUCAACUGAGAUUCUACUGGCUCCGGGAUAUGGACAACCUGUUCGUGGUUCAAUGCACAGGCAAAUUCGAUUACGGCUACGAGUAUAUGGGACUGAAUGGACGACUUGUGAUUACGCCGCUAACGGAUCGAAUCUAUUUGACAAUCACGCAAGCGUUAACUAUGAAGCUCGGAGCAGCACCGGCUGGACCGGCUGGUACGGGUAAAACGGAAACAACGAAGGAUUUAGCGAAAGCAAUGGCCUUGCUGUGUGUUGUUACCAACUGUGGCGAAGGAAUGGAUUUUCGCGCCGUCGGAACAGUGCUAUCAGGUUUAUCCCAAUGUGGCGCUUGGGGUUGCUUUGACGAGUUUAAUCGGAUCGACAUCUCGGUGUUGAGUGUUAUCUCAACCCAGUUGCAAACCAUUCGAACCGCGUUGGUUGCCAACCAAAAAUCUUUUCUGUUCGAGGGCUACGAGAUUAAUCUGGACGCCAAGGUAGGAAUCUUCAUUACGAUGAAUCCCGGCUACGCUGGACGAACCGAGCUUCCCGAAUCGGUGAAGGCACUCUUCCGACCGGUUACUUGCAUUAUGCCGGACCUGGAGCUGAUUUGCUUGAUUUCACUGUUCUCGGACGGUUUCAUGCGUGCCAAAACGCUGGCGAAGAAAAUGACCGUACUCUACAAAUUGGCAAGAGAACAACUUUCCAAACAGUAUCACUACGACUGGGGCCUCCGUUCACUGAACGCCGUUCUGCGAAUGGCCGGCGUCAACAAACGAAAGAGUCCCGAUAUUUCAGAAACCGCUACGCUCAUGCGAACGCUGUUCGAUAUGAAUUUUCCCAAGUUCGUGUUCGACGAUGUGCCUCUAUUUAUGGGAUUAAUGAAGGAUCUAUUCCCCGGUGUUGAUUAUCCUCGUGUUGGCUAUCCGGAGUUCACAGCGGAAGUGAAAAACGUUCUCGAAACAGAUGGCUACAUUAUUCUACAAAACCAGGUGGACAAAGUAAUACAAUUAUACGAAACAAUGAUGACACGUCACUCAACCAUGAUUGUCGGACCAACAAGUGGUGGAAAAACGGUUGUAAUAAAUACACUGAUAAAAGCUCAGACCAAUAUGGGCCUACCGACCAAAUGCACCGUUCUGAACCCAAAGGCUUGCUCGGUGGUGGAACUGUACGGCUAUCUGGACCCGAACACUCGAGAUUGGAUUGAUGGUUUGUUCUCCAACAUUUUCCGUGAGAUGAACCGACCGGCUGAACGAGAUGAACGACGCUACGUGUGCUUCGAUGGGGACGUCGAUGCACUAUGGAUCGAAAACAUGAACUCCGUUAUGGACGACAACAAGCUGCUGACGUUGGCCAACGGCGAGCGAAUUCGUCUGAACAGCUACUGUGCACUACUGUUCGAAGUAGGAGACCUCGCGUUCGCCUCACCGGCAACGGUUUCCCGUGCCGGAAUGGUCUACCUAGAUCCGAAAAAUCUCGGCUAUCUGUGUUACUGGGAACGUUGGCUGCGUGAUCGCUACACGGAGGAGCAGGAAAUGCUCGGACGAAUGUUUGAAAAAAUAGUGCCAAUCGCAAUCGACUUCAUCCUGGAAGGAGUGGAUGGCAAUAAUCAAGAUGAUCCGCUGAAACUGAUAGUACCGCAGACCAACCUCAAUAUGGUAACCCAACUGUGCUACUUCUACGAUGCAAUGUUUCCGAAAAGCUCGACCAGCUGUCCGUACUCAGAAGAUGUGGUCGAAUGUGGUUUCAUUCAAUGUCUGUACGCAUCACUUGGGGCAGCCCUGCUGGAGGAAUCCCGUCCCAGGUUCGAUACCUUUGUCAAGCAAAAUCUGGAGAUGAUCUUGUUCGAAGACAGUGUGAAUGCACCCGCAAAAGUUGGACAGCUUCCGUCACUGAAACCAACUCUCUAUGAUUACUUCUUCGAUCAGGAAAAGCAUGUGUGGAUUGCAUGGGAAUGGAUAGUUCCUAAGUACGUUCACGAUCGACAAAUGACUUAUAGUGAAAUUUUGGUCCCGACAGUGGAAACACUCCAAGCGGAGUGGAUUCUGAGAUGUAUGAAUGAUAUUCGACAUCCCAUCUUGCUGGUGGGUGACACCGGAACCUCCAAAACGGCCGUAAUUUCGGAUUUUCUAAGACAUCUCCACCGAGACACAUACAUUCUUCUGAACAUCAACUUUUCCUCGCGAACGUCCUCAAUGGAUGUGCAAAAAACCAUAGAGGCGGCAGUGGACAAACGAACGAAGGAUACUUUCGGACCUCCGGUUGGCAAGAAACUCGUAACGUUCAUCGAUGACAUGAACAUGCCCCAGGUAGACGAAUACGGUACCCAACAGCCGAUUGCGCUACUCAAACUACUGUUCGAACGCGAAGGAAUGUAUGACCGCAGCAAGGAUCUUAACUGGAAAAAGUUUCGUGAUAUGUCCUUCAUCGCUGCAAUGGGUCGUGCAGGUAGUGGACGGAACGACGUUGAUCCUCGUUUUAUUUCAAUGUUUUCGGUUUGCAAUAUUGUUUUCCCCAGCGAUGAAACGUUGCUGCACAUUUACAGUUCCAUUUUGGCGGGACAUCUGGAAACAUUCCCGCAAGAGCUGCGCUCUGCGGCAAACAUCAUCGUUCAUAUGACACUGAACUUGUUCAAAGUUUUGGUUGUGAAACUACCUCCAACACCGUCCAAAUUUCAUUACAUCUUCAACCUGAAGGAUCUUUCGCGAAUCUACGCAGGCAUGCUGCAGAUUGAUCCAAACUAUUUCAAGGAAUUUAGACAUCUCAUUCGAGUUUGGCGCAACGAAUUUACGCGAGUUAUUUGCGACCGGUUAAUCAACGCACAAGACCAGCAAUUGAUGGCGGAUCAUAUAGCAGAGGAAAUUCACGAAAAUUUCCCCCCACCAAAACCGGUAGCACGAAAGACCAUAAUGCUAGAACGGAUUGAAGACGCACGGAGUGUCUCGAAAGUGCAAGAAUUGCCUACAGCCGAGUAUGUGCUGCGAGAUCCGCUACUGUUUGGCGACUACCGGAAUGCUGUCAAUUUGGCCGAAACACGAUAUUACGAAGAUUUGCUCGAUUAUGAAGCAAUUUAUUUCCUCUUCCAGGAAAUCUUGCUAGAGUACAACGAACAGAAACCCAAAAUGAAUCUGGUGCUUUUCGAAGAUUGUCUCGAACAUCUCACUCGAGUACAUCGAGCUCUGCGGAUGAAUCGUGGUCAUGUUAUGUUGGUCGGUGUCGGUGGGUCCGGAAAGCAGUGCAUCGCAAAGUUGGCCGCUUUCACUGCAGAAUGUCAAGUCUUUCAAAUCGUACUGAGUCGUGGCUACAACGAGGCAUCCUUUCGGGAAGAUUUAAAGCAGUUGUUUGUCGAAGUGGGCGUUAAAAACCAAAAAACUUGCUUCAUUUUCCGAGCUGCUCAGAUUGCGGAAGAAGGAUUUCUGGAGUUCAUAAAUAAUAUUUUAACUACUGGAAUGGUGCCAGCGCUGUUUACUGACGAGGAGAAGGAUACGAUAAUUGGCCAGUGCCGUGGAGCCGCGAAGGAGCACGGUUUCGCUAUUACUAAGGAUGGCGUCUGGGCGUACUUCCUAGACAGGUCGGUAAAAAAUUUGCAUGUCAUCCUUUGUAUGUCGCCAGAAGGGGAUGCUCUUCGGAAUCGAUGUCGCAACUUUCCGGGACUGGUUGGCAGCACAACCAUCGAUUGGGUGUUCCCCUGGCCGGAGCAGGCUCUGUACGCGGUGGCCAAAGUAUUCCUAGCCGAUCAUGCCAAGAUCCCGGACACACACCGCGAGCCAAUAAUCGCACACAUAGUUCACGUCCAUCAAUCACUCAAACAUUACACUCAGCAAUUUCUAUUGAAGUUGCGUCGGAAAAAUUUCGUUACACCAAAACACUACUUGGACUACAUCAAUACAUAUCUCAAGUUAAUCGAGGAGAAAGAUAAUUUCAUCAUGCAACAGUGCUCCCGAUUAUCGGAUGGAAUCGAGAAAAUUAAUGAAGCCUCCCUUCAGAUCGACCAGUUGAGUAUCAUCGUGGAGGAACAGCGAAAGAAUGUCGUCGAAGCGGCCCUAAGAUGCGAGCAAAUGCUGGUCGGAAUCGAGACGUCCACCGAGAAAGCCAAUUCGAAAAAAGCUGAAGCGUCGGAAAAGUCCGUCGAAGUGGAGCAACAGAAGAAGAUCAUAACGGUUGAGAAGGCGGAAGCCGAGGAGGCGCUUGCCGCUGCCCUGCCGGCACUGGAGAUAGCUCGACUUGCACUUUCUGAUCUAGACAAAUCAGACAUCACCGAGAUUCGCAGCUUCGCUACCCCUCCGGAACCGGUGCAGGUGGUGUGCGAAUGUGUUGCCAUCAUCAAAGGCUUUAAGGAAAUUUCCUGGAAAACCGCUAAGGGAAUGAUGUCUGAAGCAAACUUCCUUCGCAGUUUGCAAGAGUUGGACUGUGAUCAAAUCACCCAAAAACAGGUGGCCAAUGUGAGAGCCCACAUGAAGAAAUCACAAAAACUGGACGACAUGAAAACCAUUUCGAAGGCCGGCUUUGGGCUGCUAAAAUUUGUGCGGGCUGUGCUCGGUUAUUGCGAUGUUUACCGUGAGGUGAAGCCGAAGAAGGAUCGAGUAGCGUUCCUGGAAGCCGAAUUGGACGGACAAAUUCGGCUGUUAAACAAGUUAACUAAAGAAAUCAACAAGCUUGAGAGCGAGUUGAGCGAACUCAACAAUCAGUAUGCGACAGCAAUCAAAGAAAAACAAAUGCUUCAGGAGAUGAUGGAGCAAGCGGAGCGAAGGUUACUCGCGGCUGACAAGCUGAUUUCCGGAUUAAGCUCCGAAAGAGACAGAUGGAGAAUCGAUCUGAAAAAUUUGCAACAAGACAAAACCAAAGUGGAUGGGACCUGUCUUCUAUCAGCUUCCUUUCUUGCCUACACAGGACCUUUUUCGUGGGAGUUUCGUAACUCGAUAGUGUUUGACGAUUGGCUUCCGGAUGUGCAAGAAAAACAAAUUCCGUACGUUGAGCCGUUCCGUAUUUAUUCUAGUCUGAGCAGUGAUUUGGAAAUGGCAACCUGGGCUUCCGAGGGGCUUCCUCCGGAUGAAUUAUCCGUCCAGAAUGGCAUACUGACGAUCCGUGCUUCCCGGUUCCCGUUGUGCAUCGAUCCACAGCAACAGGCCCUGAUGUGGAUCAAAAAGCGCGAAGCAGCGAAUAAUCUGAAAAUAUUGAAUUUCAACGAUAAGGAUUUUCUUAGGCAUUUGGAAAUGGCUAUUAAAUAUGGCACCCCCGUCCUGUUUCAGGAUGUGGACGACUACAUAGACCCAGUAAUCGAUAACAUUUUGGAAAAGAAUAUUAAAAGUCAAGGGGGUCGUCAAUUUGUACUACUAGGAGACAAAGAAGUAGAUGUGGACUCCAACUUCCGCAUGUAUUUAACUACAAAGCUAACAAAUCCGAACUUCGAUCCAGCCGUGUACGCCAAAGCUCUGAUCAUCAACUAUAUGGUAACGAUGAGCGGAUUGGAAGACCAACUUCUAAGUGUAGUGGUCCGAGCUGAACGUCCGGAUCUGGAAGAACGUCGCGAAUGUCUGAUCGCUGAAACCAGUGCCAAUAAGGUGCUGCUGAAGAACUUAGAAGAUUCUCUGCUACGGGAGCUGGCUACAUCGACAGGUAAUAUGCUUGAUAACGUAGAACUGGUCAAUACGCUGGAAAACACCAAAGAAAAAGCAAGCGAAGUGUCGCAAAAAAUAAAACUCGCAGAGGAGACUUCUGCUGAUAUUGAACAACUUCGUAAUGGAUACCGGUUGGCCGCCCAACGUGGAGCGAUUCUAUAUUUUGUACUCUCGGAAAUGUCAAUCGUGAACCCAAUGUACCAGUAUUCGUUGAAUUCAUACCUGGAAGUGUUCGUCUAUUCCUUACGUAAAGCCGUUCCGGAUAAUAUCCUCUCAAGACGGCUGGACAAUAUCAUAGUAACUCUCACGCGUAACGUUUACGAGUACGGCUGCAUCGGGUUCUUCGAAAGGCACAAACUACUGUUCAGCUUUCAGCUGACGGUAAAGUUGGAACAAAGCCGUGGUCUCCUUACGCAAGCGGAAGUGGAUUUCUUCAUCAAGGGAAACAUUUCUUUGGAGAAAUCCGAACGAGCCUGUCCGGCACGAUGGAUCAGUGACAAAGGUUGGCAGGAUGUACUUUUGCUGGCGGAUCUCUUCCCUGAUAAAUUCGGUUCGCUGCCUGGACAUAUCGAGCGUAAUAUUGCCGAGUGGACAAGUUGGUAUGACGUUGACGAUACCGAAGGUACCGAUUAUCCUGGAAACUUCGGUGAUUCCAUGACCGUAUACGAUCACCUCAUGUUGAUGCGCUGCUUUCGGGUAGACCGCGUCUACCGGCUGAUCAACAACUUUGUAUCCACAAUCAUGGGUGAGGAGUUCAUCACACCUCCAAUUCUUAGCUUCGAUUCGAUUUUCGAGCAAUCUUCUGCGCUCACACCGGUGGUGUUUAUUCUCAGUCCGGGGUCUGAUCCCACCAAUGAUCUAAUGAAGCUAUCCGAUCGGUGCGGUUUCGGUGGAACGAAGUUCAAGCACAUUUCGCUCGGACAGGGACAGGAGCAGAAGGCACUCUCCCUACUGCAUCUUGCUCUCGAGCAAGGCCUGUGGCUGAUGCUGCAAAAUGGUCACCUUCUACUGAGCUUCAUCAAGACGCUGGAAAAGUUGCUAGAUGGAGUCGAGAAACCCCAUCCGGACUUCCGGCUGUGGAUAACGACCGAGGCUACUGGGUCCUUUCCCAUCGGAAUCCUGCAGAAGUCGCUGAAAGUCGUUACGGAACCGCCAAACGGACUAAAAAUGAAUCUCCGGGCCACCUUCUUUAAGCUGCGACAGCAAACACUUGAUGCGUGCAACCAUCCGGCAUUCAAGCCAUUAGCAUACGUUCUGGCGUUCUUCCACGCCGUACUGCAGGAACGAAGAAAAUAUGGUAAAUUGGGCUGGAACAUCAGUUACGAUUUUAAUGAGUCCGACUUCAGCGUCUGUCUCCAAAUAAUGGAUACCUACCUAACAAAGGCACUCAGUCUCAACGAUACCCGUCUGCCGUGGAACAGUUUGAAAUAUCUGAUCGGGGAGGUUAUGUACGGUGGUAGGGUGAUUGAUGACUUUGACCGCCGGGUCGUUAAAACGUACAUGGACGAAUAUAUGGGCGAUUUUUUGUUCGACACCUUCCAGCCAUUCCAUUUCUACCAGGACGAUUCAGUGGAUUACAAGAUCUUCGAAGUUAGCUCACGGGACGAGUUCAUAGCUUCCAUUGAAAAACUGCCGCUGACCAACACACCGGAAGUGUUUGGUUUGCACUCGAAUGCUGAGAUUGGCUAUUACACAAUUGCCGUGCGUGAAAUGUGGACCUAUCUGAUCGAUCUACAACCGCAAACGAGCACCGAAACCGGUGGCAUUAGCCGUGAUGAGCAAAUCGACAAGGUUGCAGUGGAUAUUCUGAAAAAGCUGCCGAAACCAUUCGAGAUUUGGCGCGUGAAAAAACAGUACCAAAUCAACAUAACGCCGGUGUGCGUGGUGUUGCUCCAGGAACUGGAGCGUUUCAAUCGGCUGUUGAACCGAAUGGAACGGACACUGCAGCAGCUUCGCAAAGCUCUGGCCGGCGAAAUCGGGAUGGAUGCCAUCCUGGACGGCAUCGCCAUUGCACUGUUCAACGGGCAGCUACCGGACGAUUGGCGCAAUCUAGCACCGGCCACCUGCAAGCAGCUUGGGGAUUGGAUCGAACAUUUGCUGAGGAGAAACCAGCAGUAUAAAUAUUGGUCAGUAUCUGGUGAGCCACUGGUGAUGUGGUUGUCGGGACUCCACAUACCGGAAAGUUAUUUAACCGCAUUAGUUCAGGUUGCCUGCCGCAAAAACAAUUGGCCUCUGGAUCGGUCGACACUGUUCACAUCGGUUACGAGAUUUCUGAGGGAAGACGAAAUCGAGGAACGGCCCGAUGCGGGCUGCUACGUGACCGGGCUGUACCUGGAAGGCGCCCGCUGGGAUCCGGCCAAUCGCUGCCUAGCACGUUCGAUACCGAAGGUACUGGUGGAACCACUGCCGGUGCUAUCCGUGGUCCCGAUCGAGGCACAUCGUCUGAAACUCCAAAACACAUUCCGCACACCUGUCUACACGACGUCCCAACGGCGCAACGCAAUGGGAAUUGGGCUAGUGUUCGAGGCAGACCUGUUUACCGAGGAGCACACCAGCUACUGGGUCCUGCAGGGCGUUUGUCUGAUCAUGAACACAGACUGA